Messenger RNA from Spodoptera frugiperda (fall armyworm), 1480 nucleotides. RefSeq names its product forkhead box protein C1 (gene fd102C). The record is from RefSeq and is a predicted model, not a curated record. The coding region runs from base 22 to 972 and encodes 316 amino acids. Gene Ontology annotation, molecular function: RNA polymerase II cis-regulatory region sequence-specific DNA binding; DNA-binding transcription factor activity, RNA polymerase II-specific. The transcript has a single exon. Gene Ontology annotation, biological process: cell differentiation; anatomical structure morphogenesis; regulation of transcription by RNA polymerase II. NCBI's taxonomy places the organism in Eukaryota, Metazoa, Arthropoda, Insecta, Lepidoptera, Noctuidae.
CCACGCUCUCCGCCUGGCAACAUGUGCAGUGGAGCCGAAGGAGGCCCCUGGCCGCUCGGCAAGGACGCGCCAACAGUUACCGCCGCGGCUCUGGAUCACUAUCGUUUGCAACUGUAUAACUAUGCAGUGGCCGAGCGACUUCGCCUGUACCCGCCAUCCGUGGCACCGUGUUACGCACCUUACGGGCCUCGACUGGCCCUCUCCAUGUCGCUGCUGCAGCAACGAGUUCUGCAGCCCGAGGAGCCGAAACCGCAGCAUAGUUACAUCGGUCUCAUCGCCAUGGCGAUCCUCAGCUCGCCGGAACGCAAGCUAGUGCUCUCCGACAUCUAUCAGCACAUUUUGGACAACUAUCCGUACUUCCGCUCCCGUGGACCUGGCUGGCGCAACUCAAUAAGGCAUAAUUUGUCUCUCAACGAUUGCUUCGUGAAAGCCGGGCGAUCGGCCAACGGUAAAGGACACUAUUGGGCGAUACAUCCCGCCAACAUUGAAGACUUUCGCAAAGGAGAUUUCCGAAGACGUAAAGCUCAAAGAAAAGUAAGGAAACACAUGGGACUGGCUGUUGAUGACGACGGCGAAGAUUCUCCAUCACCACCGCCUCAGUCGCCGCCGCCGACGGCUCUGCCCUUACCUUUCUGGGGAGCAGGCCGACUUCCCGGCGGCGCCCAGGCGCGCAAGAGACAAUUUGAUGUGGCUUCUCUGUUGGCUCCUGACGAUGCUCCUGAGAAGCGACAGCGACGAGACAGCAGUUGUGAGGAGGAGCAGGAGGAAGACAUAGACGUGGUAGCGAGUGACCAGGAGGAGCGCGCCACCGAGGACGAGGUGCGGGCCCCGCUGGCCCCGGCCGCGCAGUACCCGCUGCUGGGCGGCUGGUGGCCGGCGCUGGAGCCCGCGCUGCUGCAGCAGCUGCGCCGCUCGGCGCUGGCGCCGGCGCCCCCCAGUCCCAGUGACCAGCAGCGCCCACCCGACACCUAAACGCUGUGCGUAUAGUGUGCAUACCCAGUAUUAAAUAACCAUUACGUUACGUUAUCGUUGCCUAGUGAUAUCUUCAUUUAUAAAUCUAUAUUAUUAUACCUAAUAUUCUUAUACAACACUGUGUAGGCGCGUUGAACUCUUUUCUUUCGAAUUUCUUCUUUCUCUGUUUCCUUUCUUUCUUGUGAUCUUCGUUUAUCGUCUAUAAUCUUAUCUUACUAUAAGUGUAAAUUAUUGUAUAAAUUAAAUUUAUAAUAUUAAUUCUACUUAAACUGUAUAUGUAGACCAGUGAUAGUUGAUAUAUUAAGCGAUUUAUUGAUAAAGUCUGAGAACGACCAAGCUAUGUAGAUAGUCUCUUAGUUUUAUUUGUAAAUACGUAAAGUGUUGUCUACUCUUCGUUGUUAAUGACGUGUAAACAUACUGUUGUUUAUUUACUAGAGGACAUUAAUCAAUAAAAAUAAAAAUUCUAUAAAAAUCUCCGAAUAAAUAGAAAUUAUAAUAUAUAAUGAAA